GGAAGACCAGGACGCGCCAGCAAUUCCGUUCGAGGGCCGUGCGCGUCGAGUCCGCCAGUGUUACUGCGGGUGGUUACUGAGGGACCACCCCCCGGGGCAGUACACGGACGCCGUGGAAGCAUUCAUCUCUCCACGAUGUGGUCCCCGCAGUAUUACGCCGACGUCCGAGCGGGCCUCCUCGUCCCAAGCCGUGGAUACGUCGCGGCCCCCGUCGCCGUCCUGCAACCGAACGCACCAUCAGCAGCUGCAGCCGUCUUCAUUUAUGAGACUGUGCAAUUUGAUAUUCUCCGUCUUUUCACUUGUGCUUGUUCCGCAUAAGAGAGCAGAUCAAAAAACAAGAAAUUGCCCAUGAUUUGCAAAUUGUUGUCCUGUUUUUACUUGUUCUCUCUGAGCUUGAUAUCAAUUUUCGAAAGGACCACGAUAACUUGUCAUGCAUACAGAGCGAAGAAAAAACGUUAAAGGGAAAGGGUGGGCUUGGAGGUGCUACUAUGUUUGGCAAACAAGAUGGGAGAGAAAAAAUUGCGCACCACUUUCAUACUGUUGCAAGGAGCAGCUACGUCCUCGACACAAGCAGUAGGUGGCGCGGUGGGAAGUAGAAGCCCCGCUCGAACUCAUAAUGUUGCUGGACAUCUCCCCGUCCUGUUGGGGCGUACAAAAUCGUUAUCUCCAAAGACAAUUCACCGUCCGCCUGGGUAUGCUGGUGGGAAGUAGACAAAUAAAAUCACUAUCGUUUAUACUUGUCGUAGUAAUGGCGCAGUAGAUUUGCGCUGCUCCACGGCUAGAAGUUCGGCUGCUGCGGGCCAAAGCUUUACUACAGCCACUUCCUGGGGUGUUUCCGUGGAAGUGCGAAGAUCAUCAUUCUCGAAGUGAACAACUCAAACGCGCAAGCUGGUUGUAGUGCUCAUCAACAGCCUGCGGGUUGGGAGCGCUGUUGCUUGUUGUAACAGUGUCGCUAAUUUUUGUGCCCUUUCCGUCCCAGGAAAUGAGGAACUGAAAUGAAAUCACGCUUGCUUUUAUGUAUGCGAGCAUAUUUUUCCUACAUCGCGGAUAAUCGUGAAAAUGGUCCCGCCGGGCCAUCUAUCGAUGAAAACAUAUAAUUUCUUGCUCCACCUUCUUUCGACCAGCUUUUUUUUCCAGUUUAGGAUCUACUUUGUUCUGCUCUUUGUAUAUUUUUUGAUUUUAUCAUCCUUCUCUACGUGGGCAGUUUCCACGUAGAGAAGAGCCUCCCCCGGCCAGUAGAAAUAGAAGAGCGACAGUAACACACGCACAUCCGCGAUUUUUCGAAGAUGUCCGACAAGAAUUCCUUAAACGAGACCGGAUUGAUAAUGCGUUUUGAUUGAUUGAUCUUUCUUUUGUAUAAUUGAAUUAUCUAUUAAGGAUGGCACUGUGCCUUUCUUUUGUAAUUUUUAACUCCGAGGACGAGAACGAAGCUGAUUCAUUGUGGGAAGAACGCGCGUCGACCACCAGGCGUCCAAAGUGGGAGUUCUACUUGGAAGCCGCGGGCUUGUAAUGUGGAAG
Molecule: messenger RNA, 1518 nt
Organism: Amoebophrya sp. A120
Lineage: Eukaryota; Dinophyceae; Syndiniales; Amoebophryaceae
Source: the annotation of a GenBank genome assembly